This is a messenger RNA of Quercus lobata, 2379 nucleotides long. RefSeq names its product MATE efflux family protein. Bases 84 to 1733 code for a protein of 549 amino acids. Gene Ontology annotation, cellular component: membrane. Lineage: Eukaryota; Viridiplantae; Streptophyta; Magnoliopsida; Fagales; Fagaceae. The record is from RefSeq and is a predicted model, not a curated record. Gene Ontology annotation, biological process: transmembrane transport. The transcript has 13 exons. Gene Ontology annotation, molecular function: xenobiotic transmembrane transporter activity; antiporter activity.
AAAUUCGUUGGUAGAUAAAGCUUCAAUAAAAUAUAUGGUUGCUUCUUCAAGCUCUCACUUCACUCUGAGUUUCAACUUUAAAAAUGGCGAGUACUCUCACGCGCCAUCACCUUCUCUGCCUAUACUCACCGAAGCCCAAUCCAUCGUCGUUUAAAUCCCAAUCCCCAAUCAGAAACCCGAAUUUCUCGUUUCGUCUUCGAACCACCGUGCUCAAAUCUUCGCCUCAGAAACGCGUUUCCACCUCAAUAGAAACUCCGCCGCAAGACCUCAAACCCGCCGAAACUCCUCCGCCUCGGGUCGACCCGGUCCCUCCGUCGUCUUCUUCUCGUCUCCGUCGUUUAAGAGAUGGGAUUAAGUUCGAUGAAUUGGCGCUGGAGAUUUUGUCGAUUGCAUUGCCGGCGGCUUUGGCUUUGGCCGCCGAUCCGAUAGCGUCUUUGGUUGAUUCUGCCUUUGUUGGCCACUUAGGAUCGGUUGAAUUGGCUGCGGUUGGGGUAUCGGUUUCGGUUUUCAAUCUGGUAUCCAAAUUGUUUAAUGUUCCAUUGCUCAACAUCACAACGUCGUUUGUUGCUGAGGAGCAGGCAUUGAUUAGUAAAGCCGCUAAAGAUUCUGAAAUGGACAAAGAUCGUGCAGGUGAGCACAAAGGCAAGGUUCUCCUUCCCUCCGUAUCAACUUCUUUAGCACUUGCUGCUAGCAUUGGCAUUGCUGAAGCUGUUGCACUCUCUUUUGGCUCUGGUUUCUUGAUGAAUAUCAUGGGUAUACCUGCUGACUCACCAAUGCGAGUGCCAGCUGAGCAGUUUCUUACUUGGAGGGCCUUUGGUGCUCCACCAAUUGUUAUUGCACUAGCUGCACAAGGCACUUUUCGUGGAUUUAAGGACACAAAGACCCCUCUUUAUGCCAUUGGUGCAGGCAACUUACUUAAUGCAUUAUUGGAUCCAAUAUUGAUCUUUCUUUUUGGUAUUGGCAUUGGUGGAGCUGCAAUUGCUACUGUGAUUUCUGAAUAUUUAAUUGCUUUUAUUCUUCUUUGGGAACUGAAUGGAAAAGUAUUGCUUAUUUCUCCUAACAUUGAUGGGAGAAAAGUUGCUAGCUAUCUAAAAUCUGGUGGGCUUCUCAUUGGGAGGACCCUAGCUGUGCUUGUAACCAUGACACUGGCGACAUCCAUGGCAGCUAGAGAGGGUCCUAUCCCUAUGGCUGGUCAUCAAAUUUGCAUACAAGUUUGGUUGGCAGUGUCUUUGCUUACUGAUGCUUUAGCUCUUGCUGGUCAGGCUCUGCUUGCAAGUGGUUACUCACAAGGGAAUUAUGAACAGUCACGUCAAGUGAUUUACAGAGUUCUUCAGAUUGGUUUAGUGUCAGGAACUGCAUUGGCUGUUAUUUUAUUUCUUGGAUUUGGGGCAUUUUCUAGUUUGUUCACCACAGACUUGGAAGUUCUGACAAUUGCCUGGUCUGGUAUUUUGUUUGUUGCUGGAUCACAGCCAAUGAAUGCUUUAGCAUUUGUUCUUGAUGGGCUCUACUAUGGGGUUUCAGACUUUGGAUAUGCUGCCUACUCUAUGGUGCUCGUUGGGUUGAUCUCUUCAAUGUACCUACUGGUGGCUGCUCCAGCAUUUGGUCUUGCUGGUGUCUGGUCAGGGUUGUUUCUUUUCAUGACCUUGCGUGUAGUAGCUGGAAUUUGGAGGUUGGGAUCAAAAAGUGGACCAUGGAAAAUGGUCUGGUCUGAGAUGAAGCAAGAAAGUGAGUGAGAUUUGGUCAAGUUCUGCAUCCCAUGUCUCUGCCAUCUGCUAUGCUUGUUGAGUGCCGUCCAGGUCCCGGGACAUCACACUCUUUUAAGUUAUCCUUAUUUUGAAGUCACUCAAACAAACUUUUACCAGUGCCAGUCACAAGAAUUUUGCGUUGAGGUUUUCAACUGAGGUAUACUUUUAUUGAGGCCACGUGGUUUCAUUAACCAGAGUAUCUGUCAACUGCUAACAACCGACUGGAUAUAAGUCUGGCUGAUUUGAUAAGGUGGUAGAAUGUAUUAUUGGAGGAAGCUGAAGGUAAAAACAGUUUCAGGCGCAAGUUGUUGUCCCUUUCAGGCUUCACCAGGUUCAGUAAUCUUUCAGAUUUUUGUAUCGCCUUCGAGCUUUCUCCUACUCCCAAUUGGUAAAUUUGACCCAUUUAUAUGAGUGUGUAUAUAUACACACACACACUAUAGGACAAACUACAUUAGGACAAUAUCCUACCAAGAUUGAUCGGCAUUUUCAGUUUUUACACAUAUUACUUGCCUGUUUUUGUCGAUCUAAACCAUUUACAUUGAUUUAAGAACAGCAAAGAUCAAAGAACUCUACAUUUUGUAUGAGCUAUUAGAACCAAAUGAUUAAUUUGAACAUUGUGUAAGCCUUCCGUAGA